AUGAAGCGCUUAGACCGAAACAGGGGGUCAAUGGGGAAGCACUUUGACCUGGAGAGGAAGAACGCCAAGCAGGCUGAAGCCAGACUCAGCCAAAAACUGCAGAGGCUGGAGAUAGUCUGCCUAUACCAUGUGAAGCUGCUGACCAGGGAGCAAAGGCAGCUCCAGAAGGAGCUGCAGAGACUGCAGCAAGCUGUCAUCAAGAAGAAGUUCUCCUCCUACUUUGGAAAUGGAAUUCAGAAAAGAGAAGAUGUUCCUGUGACCUCACUACAGGGAAGGCAGAAGAACAGAGUUCCACAGGCCAAUAGUACUAGAGCAUCGGUGAUCACUGAGGCCCCAAAACCAAACAAAGUUAAGCCUGUGAGGCUUCCUGCCCAUCACAGUGGCCUCAAGAUUCACACGAAAGGCAAAGAGCAAUCAUUACCUCAGUACCUCAGACCUUCCCACCUCAUGGAAGAAAAGGCACAAGCCCAAGAGGAAGAGUCUAUAGUUCCUCCCAACGGCAGAGAGUCCAACAACGAUGUAUCUAUGCUCAAUCGAGAUCAAGAAGUUCCCACUGACACCUUAGACCCGGGUCCCACCUCUGACCCUGAAGCUGACAGCACGUCAGCGUGUGUCCAUGGGACCGGGUCAGAGGAGCCCAACCUAAAGCCUGAUCUCCAUGCUAGGAAACAAAUCCCCCAGAGUCCCAUGGAAUGUGCAGGGAAUGAGUCCACUGAGCCAACUUACUUAGAGUUGUUCAUGAGGGUCAGAAACGCCCACUACCUUCGCCACAGGGUCCCCCCUGAGUCUGAGAGAUUGCUCAGCCUCAGAGAAAUAUUCGGACAUGAGGAACCCAGAGAGCCCAACGCAGCCAGGGAGCAUGGAAAUGGGGUGACCACCUAAGCUACUUCAUGUCUAUUGUCUAACA
Messenger RNA from Condylura cristata (star-nosed mole), 907 nucleotides. It is a transcript of the gene CCDC190, whose product is annotated as chromosome unknown open reading frame, human C1orf110. The coding region runs from base 1 to 882 and encodes 293 amino acids. The record is from RefSeq and is a predicted model, not a curated record. The transcript is spliced from 3 exons. Lineage: Eukaryota; Metazoa; Chordata; Mammalia; Eulipotyphla; Talpidae.